AUGGCAACUGCUAAAGUAGUAGAUUCAUCUUCGUGUCGAAAGGUAGCUUUAAUCAUCAGCAAUGGUAAUUAUCAAAAAAAAUCCAACAAGCUGAGCCAAUCUAUAAGCAAUGCCAAUGAUCUACGUGAUUCUCUGAAAAAAAUUAAUUUCGAUGUGAAAACAGCCAAUAAUUUGACAAAAAAAGAAAUGACUUCACAAAUAAUCGAUUUUUCUGAAUUGAUCAAAAAUGGAGACUUGGUUUUAUUCUAUUUUUGUGGUCAUGGUUGCCGAUUAAAUGGGAAGAACUAUCUUAUACCUGUUGAUGAUGCCACAAUACAAACAGAUAGAGACGUUGAAGAUUUUGCAGUGAAUGUUGAACGAACAAUUACGCGUCUAUUAGAAAGAAAUUCUUCUUACGCAACUAUAUUUAUUUUGGAUUGUUGUAUACCAUACACAAUGAAGAAUCCAUCGGCAUCUACUCCUAUUGUUGAAGCCAAAUCCUUGUGUGAAAUUCAAUCACGUCCUGGUGCUCUAAUCCAAUUUGCGUGUGCUUCUAGUCAAACAGUAAAUGACGUUCGACCAACGGGUCGAAAUUGCUUGUUCAGCAAACACUUAUUAAGGAAUAUAACCCGAGAAAAUACCCAUAUAACUACUGUUCUGCAAGACGUAGCCGAUCAUGUGUACCGAGAAAGCAAUCGUACAAAUAAAACCUUGUGUAUUAAUGGACUAGAUCUGAAAGAAAAAAUUUAUCUCAAUGAAGUGAUUGUGCCUGUCGUAGAAAAAGAUACCAGUCUACAUACCAGAGAUUUUAUGUCGCAACAACCGUUGAGACCAGAAGAAAAGAUUUAUUAUGAAGAAUGUAAAGAAUACUAUCAUUUAACAGGCCAACCAUUAAUUUCAAUCCCGGAAGAAGUCUUUGAUAAUUCAAUGGAAUUAGCGACUUCAUCUAUGAAAAUUUGUAUUGAUGAAGAUUGCAAUCAAUUGAAUUUACAAGCGUUUAUCACUGAAUUUUGUGGUAAAAUAAAGUUAUCACCCAAAGACAUGCAAAUCAAACAAAUACAAGUGGGUUCAUCCAUAAUAGAAGCAGUGAUAUUCAAUAAGUUUGAAUCGAGUGAUAAAAAACUAUCUAUAAAAAUGAUGUGUAAAUUAUUUACCGACAAAUUACGCGAAGAAUUGGCUAAGCUGAAGGUUUUCUUCAUGUUCAUGGGUCCUAUAAAAGCGCUGUUUAAACAGCAAAAAUAUCGUGCUGAAAUUAAUCUCAAUCCUCAAUAUAAUCGUAUAUAUAAACCUGGUCAUUGUUUUUGGCAAGGGCCUAUCAAAGAUGGAAUAGAUCGUGGUGACAGCCCUUACUAUUGUCCAGUUGGAUGGAAACGAUAUUCGUUUUAUGUUACUGAUCGUUUCUCUGAAAAAUUCAAAGGAUGGUGCAUAUGUUAUCAUGGUACAAAAUUUACGUAUGGUUUAUCUAUUUUAUUGAACGGAUUAAAACCAGCAGAGAGAAAUGAACAUGGCGCAGGUAUAUAUGUUUCUCCAUCGAUAAUAUAUACGUGUCAUCCAAGAUAUGCUGAAGUGAAACUACUUGAUUCAUCAAGCCAAAGGAAAUUUUUCAAAUCGGGUAAAUACGUACAAUUUGUAUUAGAGUGUCGUGUUCAUCCCAAUAAUAUCAGGAAAAAAGCAAGGGAAACAUUAGAUGCCCGCAAUACAACGAUUGAUUAUAACAUAGACAAUGGAGUUAUCGAAUGGCUGAUUAAUAGUCAAAACAAAAGCAUUGUAGAUUUUAAUGAUCCAGAUUCUUCUAUUGUUUGCACUGGACUAAUGAUUCGUGUUACAAAUGAUCAUCCUGGUUUACUACCGGAUUCCCAAUGGUGGUACAAUUCGCAUAUAUGUAAUAAUAAAAAUUGCUGCUUGUUAGGCAUCGAUUUUGAUACUCUCCAAAGACGGUUCUCCAACGGUUACAAAUGCGAAAUCAUCGAUGAUUGA
Molecule: messenger RNA, 1956 nt
Organism: Rotaria socialis
Lineage: Eukaryota; Metazoa; Rotifera; Eurotatoria; Philodinida; Philodinidae
Source: the annotation of a GenBank genome assembly